Nicrophorus vespilloides is the source of this 1794-nucleotide messenger RNA. Its product is annotated as luciferin 4-monooxygenase-like. The transcript is spliced from 10 exons. NCBI's taxonomy places the organism in Eukaryota, Metazoa, Arthropoda, Insecta, Coleoptera, Silphidae. Gene Ontology annotation, biological process: long-chain fatty acid metabolic process; fatty-acyl-CoA biosynthetic process. The record is from RefSeq and is a predicted model, not a curated record. Gene Ontology annotation, molecular function: long-chain fatty acid-CoA ligase activity.
AUGGAGUCCAUUGUUGAAAAGAAUCUAGGAGAAAUUUUCUACGAAAACUUAAAGGCAAUUCGAGAUACUGAAAUGAUAGCAAUGAUCAAUAAAGUUAACAACGAAAAAAUUUCAUACAGAGAAUUAUUUGUCGCGAGUUUGAAAACUGCUCGUAAGUUGAAAGAUUUGGGUAUAAAGGAAGGAGACGUCGUCGGAAUCGUGAGUGACAACCGCUUGGAGUAUUUUGUACCAGUCUUGGCGUGCUUCUAUCUGCACGCCAUCAUCCAUCCGACUAAUUCUAGCUAUCAUAUAUUUACCAAAUUUCAACGUGUUCCAUUUUGUGAGAUUAUAGAAGAAUAUAAUGUACAAAUAUUGUCUAUUGUUCCAACAAUUGGCGACUUCCUUGCCAAAAACCCGAUCGUCGAUAAAUAUAAUUUUAAGUCUGUGAAAGACAUAUUUUGCACUGGUGCUGCGCUUGGUUACGAAAUUCAAACUAUUUUGGAGAAAAAAUUUAACUGCGCGGUGCGACAAGGGUAUGGAAUGACCGAGACCGGCGUUGCAACGGUCUGCGUUCUAGGGAAAAAAUGUAAACUAGGAAGCUGCGGUACGCCUGUGCCAGGUGUAGAAAUCGAAGUGAUUGACGCUCAAACGAAAAAUACUCUAGGUCCAAAUGAGCCAGGCGAAAUUUGUGUGAAAAGCGUUCAGGUUAUGAAAGAGUAUUUGGGAAAUCCCGAAGCCACUCGAGCCACCAUCGACGAACGGGGUUUCUUGCAUACCGGCGACAUCGGUUAUUUCGAUGAAGAUGGUGAUUUCUUUAUCGUAGACAGAUUGAAGGACUUGACCAAAUAAAAAAGCUUUCAGGUUUCUCCGGCAGAAUUAGAAGAUGUUCUCAAGUCUCACAACGAGAUCACAGAUGCCGGAGUUAUUGGGGUACCAGAUGAAAGAGCCGGUGAACUACCAAUGGCUUUUGUCGUCAAAAUGAAAAACUCUAAGAUAUCCGAGCAAAAUAUUAUAGAUUAUUUUGCAGUGCACUUCACGAAAGCAACAGCGAAAAUGUCGCGACAUCUUGGUCGUAUCUUCUUCGACAUCCUCAGAAAAGCAAACCCAGAGAAUGUGGCCAUGAUGAACAGUGAGAUGAAAAGAAAAUUAAAUUAUGAAGAUAUGUUCGUUGGGAGUUUGAGACUUGCCAAGGAUUUGAAGAAUAGGAAUCUGAAGAGGGGCAACUUUGUCGGGAUUGUCUGCGAAAAUAGACCAGAGUAUGUCGGAAACAUGUGGAAUCCGUUUAGGGAUGUAUGCAAGUUAGGCAGUUCCCGAAAAUUAAUUCUCGGUGUAAGUGCAAAAAUCGUCGACACCACUACCAAUAGACGAUUGGGCGCAAACAUCUCUGGAGAAAUAUGCUUAAAAAGUCCGAUGAACAUGAAAGAGUAUUUGAAUGAUGCAGAGGCCACCAGAAAAUCCCUCGACGAAGAAGGAUUCUUGCGGACAGGCGAUGUGGGAUACGUCGAUGAAGAUGGUUAUUUCUUCAUUGUUGAUGGAUUGAAAGAUCUCAUAAAAUACAAGGAUAUCAGAUCUGUUGACAUUAUUGAGGCCUCUGUAAUCGGUAUACCCGAUGACAAAUAUGGUGAACUUACCAUGGCAAUCAUCGUGAAACGCGUUGGCUGCGAUCUAACGGAAAAUGAAGUUAUCAAAUUUGUUGCCAAAAAUUUAUCAGAUAUUAAGGGAUUGCACGGAGGUGUCCGCUUCAUGAAGGAAAUACCUAAAGUAACAACGGGAAAGAUACAAAAGAAGAAGUUACGAGAAAUGUUUCAGCCAUAA